Dendroctonus ponderosae (mountain pine beetle) is the source of this 965-nucleotide messenger RNA. RefSeq lists its product as uncharacterized. The record is from RefSeq and is a predicted model, not a curated record. The transcript is spliced from 5 exons. Lineage: Eukaryota; Metazoa; Arthropoda; Insecta; Coleoptera; Curculionidae. Bases 228 to 965 code for a protein of 245 amino acids.
CUGGAUUUUCUUGCUCAAGAACUCAGUCAGGUGAGGCCCAUCAACAAGGGUAGCAGUGAGAUUCGAAAACAGCUCGGCCUAAUCUGGACGUUGAUUUUUUUCACGUCGACACUCAAUUGCAACUUGCUUGUGCGACAACAGUGUCGGAUGUUGUGCUCUUCGGUAGUGGACUGACAGUGACCAGUGCUUCGAUAUCUUCAAAAGAAGAGUGUCCAAUUUUUCCAAGUAUGCCAAGGGUGAAAGUGUUAAGCCAUCCCUUCGACACACCUUUGCUACUUGACUCGCCUACUCGCUCGCCCCGUUCCAGCCCUGGAAGCAGCACAAGGGGCGAGUCCAGCAGGAGUUUAAGUCCAGCCUCGCCCCAUGCCUGUGACGUGCCUGCCUACCGCCAAAGUGCCUUCACCCAGGUAUAUCGCCGGGAACAUCGGGAGUUUUGCAAAAAUAUGGAGGCGAUGAUUUCCGCCAAUAAUCGCUUCACUCCUUAUCCGAUUUUCCCCAGCGGCUUCCCCGUCCUUCCCAAUUUGUUGCCCGGAUUCUGCCUGUCGUAUGGGGCAGGCGUGCGACGUUUCGAGCAGCACAGCCCCGAACAGGCGCCAUCAUCAGUCGAAAGCAGAAUGGAAAAAAGCCAAAUAGACGAGGAUGUGCCGUUAAAUUUGUCCCUAAAAGGACGAUCGAGGACGCACAGUAUUUGGUCACCAGGGAGCCUGUGCGAACAAGAAAUGAACAAUGUGGCAACAAAAUCGAACGACACCAAAAUGGGCACAAUGCUAAUGGGGCCAGAAAAAACACUCGAUGCUCGAUGGAAAUGGGAUCACGAAAAAGAGUACCAGAACAAGACGGCACACACCAUCGGACCCAGCGGCGAGAAACAAUUCACGAUGGUGAGAGAAGCGAAUGAUGAACAACGUUUUACGGUUCUGCAGAAGAAAAUGGCAUUGGAAAUGAGGAUCUGUCGCAAUGAGUAG